This is a messenger RNA of Leptosia nina, 411 nucleotides long. The record is from the annotation of a GenBank genome assembly. Lineage: Eukaryota; Metazoa; Arthropoda; Insecta; Lepidoptera; Pieridae.
AUGAAGUGCGCGUUUGUUUUGCUUCUAGCUCUUUGUUACGUGCAAUGUCGGAAAACGUACGCGCCUAUAGACAAAAAUGCAAACAUCGCAUUCAUUAAUAUGGAAGCUGGUGGACUUGGUGGGAAAGUACAACCUACUGUACCUUCUAAGGCACCGAUUCCUAACCCCCCACAGCCCGUGACACCCAAACCAGUGGCCACAACACCAAAACAGGCACCGGUCGUCCCAGUGCCAGCAACCAAUCCUCCUAACCAGAUUCGUCCGAAACCAGUUAAUCCCAGUCCCGUUGCCAAUCCCAUCACAACACCCGGACCGGGGAGUGUUAAACAGCUAGUCAAUUUCUAUGACAGCCAAGGAAAAGCGAGCCCCAUUCGUCCGUACUCCUACAGUCAAGCUGUUAAGCAGGGUUAA